CAUUACGUUAUGUUACAAAUCAUUAUGUUAUGAUAUAUAUAUAUUUUUUUGCAAUACCACAGGUCCACAACAAACAUAAAUACGUGUAAUUAUGGAGUUCUUAAUUUGUGUUGAAUGUCUUGAAUCAUGGUAAAGCUGAGUCAAACACCAUUAUUACUCAAGAUUCCAUCCAUCACAUAACUAAUUUGACAAUAUUAUUUUUGACCAAAUUCACAAAAAUAAUAAUGUGCUAUUUUGUGUAAAUUAAAUCCGCCACAAAUAAUUUAUAUAAAUUUGGUACAAAAUAUUAAAUAUUAAUGGAUAAACUUAUCCCUGCGAUUUCAAUUUUUCGAAACCGAACCAAACCGUUGAUUUUUGGUUAACCGAAAUUUUGAAAACCAAUUACAAAAUUAACCAAAUAAAUUUCGGUUCAGUUACCGGUUAAUUUCAGUUUUCAAUUUUAUUUCUAAAAAUAAUUGAUUUUUUGGUUUUCGGUUAAUUAUGGUCUAAUUUUCUAAAAACAUUAGACAUUUUCGGUUAAAAUCGGUUAUUUUGGUUAAAUUAGGCAAAAUAACCGGAACCGAAAAACCGAACCGGAACCGAACCAAAAUACCUGAAACCGGAACCGGACCAAUACCCUCAAAUAUCCGAACGGUUCCUAUAUUUUUAUAUCUAAAAUAACCGAACCGAACCGGAACCGAACCGAGAACCAAACGGAUACCCGAAUAUAUAAAAAUAUAAUUAUAUAUACAUAUAACAUAACUAAAUAUAUAUUUUUAAUUUAAAAUUCUAUUAAAAAUAUCUGAAAAUAGUUGAAGAUAACUAAAUUAUUAUAAAGUAUCCGAACUAUCCGAAACUAUCCGGAUAGUUUUAUCCGAAAUAUCUGAAAUAUCCAAAGUAGUCCGAAAUAUCCGAAAUUUUUGUCUAAAUCAUUCUAAUUAUUUGAUAUUUUACCCUAAAUAACCGAUAUUUUAUCCAAAUUAUCUAAACUAUCCGAACUAUCCGAACCCGAACCGAAUCCAAAUGAGAACCGAACUUUUUUUGGAUAUUUUCUGGAUCUUACAUUUACUAUCCGAACCGAACCCGAAACUAUCCGAACCGAACCGAACCGAAAAUAUGUCAAGUACUAAAUGAAUACUCUAGCUCUUAUCCGAACUACCCGAACCCCGAAAUACUCGAACCGAACCGAACCGAUACCCGAAAUGCCCAUGCCUAUUUCGAACCAUCCAAAAACCACAACACUUUAAUGUAAACCAAGACAAUAACUAUAACAGAAUUUUAUUGCUGUCAAGAAAAAAACAAGUAAAAACAAUGAAAAUAAACUGAAGGAUAAUAGUAGCAUUUUUGAUAUUAAGAAGGAAAAAGAAAAAAGCGAAAAGAAAAAAAAAAAACGGAAACCAAGAAUCCAUGAAAAUAGGUCAGUCCAGUAGUUAACACAUAAUGAGGAAAUUAUCGUUACAAAAAAUCCGAAAUUGACGUUACGUUACUUUCCUCUUCAUCCUCAGUCUCCAUUGAUCUUGAAACACCAGUUGAUAUAUCACAAUAUGGAUGUGUUCUUCGAGGUACAAAGAGGCCCAACGUUCUGCAUUGAACUAGGUUACUGGGACACAGUGCUAGAGAUCAAACAAAAGAUCGAAAAGUAUCAACGUAUCCCUGUCUCCAAACAAACCCUUUUCUUCCAAGGCAAGGUUCUCCAAGAUGAUCACGACAUCGAACAAUGUGCCAUUCUCAACAACUCUCAUCUACAGAUUAUCAGCUCUUCACCAGGCACCGACCAACACCGCAACAGCAAUCAAGUGCUCAAAACCGAGCAAUCUCCACCGUCAAACUCAACAGAACCGAUCAUUAACGGUCAAGAUUUGCCUGUGAUGAUGGCUAGGACCAACAACAACAAUAACAACCCUAAGAAGCUGAGAGUGAUGGUGCUGCCGAAAAGCGGGACAAUGAAGAUUCCGGUGGAGGUGAACGCGAGUGACAACGUGGGAGAGCUGAGGAAGGAGUUGGUUAAGAUUCAACAGAGGUUUCAGAUAAGUCUGCCGCAAGAAGGUUAUUUCUUUAUAUACAAACAAAAUGUGAUGGAGGAUGACCGGUCAUUCCGGUGGCACCGUGUUGAUCAUGGUGAUACGAUUGAGAUUUUCAACGGAAGUGUUUCUGGUGGUUCUUAGAUCUGAACAACCUUCUCCUUCCUCCUCAUAGCUUUGUUAUUCAAGUUAACUUUUUGCUAUCUUCCAAAAUUAUCUUUUGUUUUCACAGCUUUCUGCAACUAAAAGACAUUACUAAUAAGAUAACAUUUGAUCUGAAAAACAGGAACUUGUUGUUAUUGACCUACUUCUUGGUAAAAUAGGUAAAAUCAUGCACGCUUCAAUUUGAGCUUUGAAUAGUGUUUGAAAAGGCUUUUCUAUCGGAUGAUCUAAUCGACAAACAUUAGUUGUUUUAUAUAAAAAAGUUAUUGAUAAUCUUUAGUUAAGAGGUAUAAGAUGAAAAGAUUUUCAAUCAAAUGUAAAAUAUUUGGUCGAACAAAAAGGAAAAAAGCUUGUUCAUGUCAAGGGAACUCGCUCCCAGAGAUAUUGGGAUACUUUUUGUAUCCACAAGCUAAAAAAGCUGGAACUUUGCGUGUGCUACAAGAAACAAAUAGGUGCUGAACCUUUGAGGUUAUUUUUUCAGAGUGAAGAAGAAAGAAUCUUAACGAGGAGUGAUAGUAUUGGUCAAAAGAUUAUCUGUAGAACAGUCGCUGUUUUGAAUGAUAAUCCAUGGACUAAUGUGUUCCGAUUCAGGUAUGUUCAUGAAGAACAAUCCAGGUGAUGUAGGCACAUGAAAUGUAACGGAGCUAUAGGUGAUCAUCUGGAAAUUGAAUCUAAUGACUCCUCACAGUAAUAAUCUGCCAAAUUCACAUAAGCUGUUGUAGACAAGAACUUAGGACACAUGUGUAACCAGAUUACAAACUGAGCUAUCUAUUUAAUAGAAACUGCUACACAGUGUAGCCUACACUUCUUGCCACUAACAAUCUCAAGAACCAAUACGUCUUGUCCAAUCUAGCUUCCUCUUUCAGACGCAUCUUUCGUACUUCUGUUUGGAAAAACAACAUAAAGCCCCCUCCUGUCAGAAGUACUAUCAACAAAUAAAAUCAUUCGACAAGGCUUUCAUUGACUGAAUAAACCCGAUAUCUUAAAUACGAGACAGGCCCAAACAAGGUCCGUUGAUGUGUAAAUUAACUUAAAUAUUUAGACCCAUUUGCCAAUUUGAUACCAAAAUCAAGCAAAUAUCCUUAACCACUAAAAAACAAAAUUAUUUUCAGGAAAAGUUCUUAAUUUGAAACUCAAAACUAAAAACCCCAUUUGCCAACUUGAUACCACAAUCAUGGAAAUAUCCAAAACCACUAAAAAAUCAUAAACAUUAUGUUAUUUUCAGGAAGAUUCCAUUAUUUUUAAAUUAAUUAAAAACUCCACUUGCAUUAAAAAGGAAAAAUAAAGAAAAGAAAGAUAAUUGGCACGGUUCAAUUAUUGGCAUUUUUAGCUCCACCGUUGAUUUAAAAUAAAAGAAAGAUAAUAAUAGCAUCGAUCUUAACGAUCC
Brassica napus (rape) is the source of this 3549-nucleotide messenger RNA. RefSeq names its product ubiquitin domain-containing protein 7SL RNA1. The record is from RefSeq and is a predicted model, not a curated record. Gene Ontology annotation, molecular function: polyubiquitin modification-dependent protein binding; ubiquitin binding; proteasome binding. Lineage: Eukaryota; Viridiplantae; Streptophyta; Magnoliopsida; Brassicales; Brassicaceae. Gene Ontology annotation, biological process: proteasome-mediated ubiquitin-dependent protein catabolic process. The coding region runs from base 1524 to 2144 and encodes 206 amino acids. Gene Ontology annotation, cellular component: nucleoplasm; cytosol. The transcript has a single exon.